AUUUGCACCACGUGCGGGAAGUGGCGGUCUUGCAUUUACUCCCAGUCUCUCGCGAAUUUUACGUUUCAUGUGUGGUGGAGGACGAAGCGAGGGACCCGGGAAGACGAUGUCGCAGAGAUCUCGGGCAUCAGCCAGGGCAUCGGUGGCCAAUGCAGUGCCAGCCAAACCAGGUCGAGGCCGGGGCCGGAAGCGCACCCGAACAGAAAUCCCCGCAGCAGAAGCCAAGAAAGUAAAACUCCAGCUUGAGGUGCCACAGGUUGACAGUGGUGUGGUCCUCACAGUUGGCAUGGGGGAUGUGGGCCAACUGGGUCUUGGCCCAGAUGUUGAGGAGAAGACUCGGCCAGCUGUGGUGAACCUCCCAGAGAGCAUCGUGGCCAUAGCUGCCGGCGGUCUUCACACAGUUUGCCUGGACAAGAAUGGAAAGGUAUACACAUGGGGCUGCAAUGAUGAAGGUGCACUGGGCCGCAACACUACCUGUGAGGAAGAAUGCUUUGUCAGUGGUGUGGUGGAGUUAGAUGCCAAAGUUGUACAAAUUUCUGCUGGGGACUGCCACUCAGCAGCACUCACAGAGACUGGUGACGUGUACAUAUGGGGCUGCUUCAGGGACAACAAUGGACCAUUGGGUCUGUUGACCGAAGGGAGUGGCAGCAGGACCCCUCAACAGGUGCUGGCAGGUACACCAGUCAUCAAGGUGUCUUCAGGAAACAACCACCUAGCCCUGCUGUCCCAGGAUGGCCGAGUUUUCACUUUUGGGUGCGGAGAGGUUGGGCAGCUGGGAAGGAUUGCUGAAGUAUUUGCUUCUAGGGGUUCCAGGAACAGGAAUGGAAUACAGGCACUGCUUGAGCCCCAGCCCAUCAAGGUGUACUAUAGACGCAAGGCUGUUUUGUUUGAUGAGGUGUGGGCUGGAGGGCUGGGAACCUUUGUGCGUGGCAAGACCUCUGGUGACAUCUAUGGCUUUGGUCUCAACAACUACAACCAAAUGGGGGAUGACGACACCAACCAAAAGUUCCAGCCUGUGCGACUCAAGAGCUUUGCUGGUAAGACUUGGAAGCAACUCUCAAUAGGACAGCAUCACAGUUUGGGAAUGACAGAAGAAGGAGUCGCUCACUGCAUGGGCCGGCGGGAAUAUGGACGACUUGGUCUGGGUGAGCUGAAGGAGGAUAUGAAGAAACCAACACCCAUCACUUCACUGGAGAAACACAAGGCCAAGAGUGUGUCUGCUGGGGAGUGUGUCUCUCUGGUGGUGGUAGAGGGAGGCCAAGUGUUUGGAUUUGGCAUGGGCACCAAUAACCAGCUGGCCCAGGGUGAUGACGAUGACCAACUGGUGCCAGUGCCUCUGGGAGGGAAGCAGCUGGCUGAGCGGAAUGUGGUUGCAGCGCAAGCAGGCGGCCAACACACAGUCAUCCUUGCCGUUCCAAGGUGAUCCCAGGGACACUAGGGAAAUAAAUAAAUCAAUUUAGUGAUAUUGUGUGGUUGCCCUUCCCUUUUACCUGGCCUCACCUUGCUCAAGUGUCUUAAUGCCCUACCAUUGAUUUCGAUCAGCCAGAUGUUACUUUACAUAAUAAUUACUCUUCCCUCCACUUAUUACUUCUUACUCCUGUGUGUGUGUGUGUGUGUGUGAAUGUCAGAUGCAUUGUUGUUGCAUCAUUUCAGUGUGCAUCUGGUAACAAUGGGUGGUGUUGACAUUUGGUUACUGGUGAGGCCAGAGUUGGGGGUUUCAGAUGAUUCAGUCAUUAAUAAUUUUAAUUUAUUUAUUUAUUUUUUUUUUUUUUGUGUGUGUGCGUUACUUGGGUGAAACUAAAUCUCUUUGUUAGCUUUAGUUGAUUUUACUUUGUUUUUAUUAAGACAAAAUGUUGAUUUUAUUAGUUAACUUAUUGCAUAGGAAACUUGGGUGUGUCAUGAUGUUUGCUUUUAAAGCUAAGUUUAACUGCCCAUGAGCUCAAUUUAACAAAUGAAAGCAAGCUGUAUCUUUUGUGUUCCAUGUUUUUUUUUUUUUUCAAAUUUUGUCAAGACUGAAAAUUUAAAAAUUUAUUUGUUACAAAUUUUGGUAAGACUGGAAAUAUAAAAUUCAAUUCAUGAUGAGUACAAUAUUUCUGUGAUACAAUGUACUUUGUAGGAUGAUAUUACGAACAGAAGGUUUACCAUUGUAAUUCAUCAAUUGAUAAAGAUAUUUUGAUUUUCCCUAUUAUUAUUAUCAAAGAUAAAAAAUGGUGGUGAUGGUAUUGAAAAUAACAAUAAAUGUGGGAAUUCUACAGGUAAUAAGCACUAUACUGUGGUGAGAGUGGACACAGCUUCCCCCAUACCUAAGCUUUGAUGCUCCAUAUACAGCCAUGGAAUGUAUGAAAAAAAAUAAAUUUUUAUGUAUUGCAGCUCA
This is a messenger RNA of Portunus trituberculatus (swimming crab), 2374 nucleotides long. Its product is annotated as regulator of chromosome condensation-like. Gene Ontology annotation, cellular component: cytoplasm. The record is from RefSeq and is a predicted model, not a curated record. Gene Ontology annotation, molecular function: guanyl-nucleotide exchange factor activity. Bases 68 to 1423 code for a protein of 451 amino acids. The transcript has 9 exons. NCBI's taxonomy places the organism in Eukaryota, Metazoa, Arthropoda, Malacostraca, Decapoda, Portunidae.